GCUGAAAUUAGUGAUGGAUUACCAGAUCGAAUAUGUGAAAAAUGCAUGACUGUUGUACUAUGUUUCUUUGAGUUUCGGCAGCAGUGUUUGAACCACGAUACUUUACUACGGAAGUCCCUGUCAGCCCACAAUCAACACAAAUUGGGUGGUUGCCAGAAGUCAACAAAGAAAGCCAUUGGUUUCUCUGAGAGCUAGUCACACAUGUAACACCUCUCUGAUUUGAGACCUUCAGUCAGAAACUCACUAUGAAGAUGUCAUUCUUAAAACGCUGAAUUAUAACCGGAAAUGGCUUUUCCUGUAGCCAUGAAAGUGGCUGGCAAUGUCAAACUGGCAUAACAACCAAAGCAGCCACCCUGUGAAUUAUUUGUUGUUAUGAUUUUUGGCAACCUUUUGUGUUCCAGCCAAAUGCCGAAAAUACUUAUUCUGAGACUUCAUUGAUGAGUCAAGAGUGGAACAAAGGCUGCCUACUUUCCUCUCCACGGCUUUUGGAGGAAAGACAGAUGCCGGAAAUUGUACAUCAGUUAGAAAAAGAAUGGACGGAGGAUAUUCCUAUGACAGCUGCAAAAGAUGUGCAAAGAGAGGCAGACACGCCAUGGAGAAUAGACAUUGAGUCCCCAUUUGAGAGAAACGACCAAAGUGUUAAAAAGAUUGCUUCCUUUGAGACCAUUGAUGCCAAUGGAAAUGUUGAUCCUCUUUGUUUAUUUGAAACAUUGGACACACCAGUAAAUUAUUGUGGCAAUGAUCCAGAUGAUGUGAGUGAGCAAGAAAGUGAAAUCUCAUUUUUGAGUCCAGAUACCAUAACUGGUGAUAUAAUUUUGAUUAAUAAGACUGAUUCAGAAUCAGACUCUAUUGAUAUUGAGUCCAUUGAAGAUUCUGAACACCCUAAAGAAACUGAUCUGAUUGAUUUCAAGGAAAUAUAUGCAGGGAGGAUAUCACGCACUAAAUCUGGACUUUGGAGAUGCAAUAUUUGUAGUGCUGAGUAUUCAAAUCUUAGUGCAUUGAAGAAACAUAUUGCCCGGCAUUAUUCUGGCUCUCUUAAUCAAUGUGGGGAAUGUGAAGCUUGUUUUGAGACAUCUGAUGCCUUGGACCUCCACCAGAUACACCAUAUUACCUCCUGUUUGGUUCUUGGUCACACUUGUCAUCAUUGUUAUAGAUCGUUUCGACUCAAGCAUAUAUUGGAGAAGCAUCUAGCCACUGAGCAUGUGUGUGCUAGUAAACUUAAAUCCGGAACAAAGAAAUUUCGUGAAACUUGUGGUAAAUGUGCAAGGGUCUUUUACUCAAGUUUUGAAAUGGAAAAUCAUGAUGAAUCAUGUGAGGACCUAGUUUUUGAAUCAGAUGAGGAAUCUUCGGAAGAAAAUUUCCCUUUCACAGCAUCAGAGGACAACAAAACAAAACUUUUAAAACUGUGUCAUUUAUGUAAAUUGAGUUUUGAUAAUACGAAUCAGAUAGUAUUACAUUGCAAGUUGGUUCAUAACAAUGAUGUCCCAUUGAAAUGUGAUGUGUUUGAAUGUCACAAAACGUUCAAAACUGCUAAAUCAUUUUUGGACCACAGGAAGAUUCAUGAUCCUGCAUUUCUUUGUAAUAUUUGUAUGAAAUAUUUUCACCAUAAGAGUAAACUUGAUGACCACAUGAGAAUACAUUCUGGUGAGAAACCAUUUAAAUGUUUGCUCUGUCACAAGUCAUUUAGUUGUCAAAAAGGACUAGCACAUCAUAAAAAUAAUCAUUUUAAACCUUUUAAAUGUGAAUUCUGUGGGAUGGCCUUUGGAUCUAAAUUUAAUCUUAGUAGACAUAAUAAUAUCCAUCAUACAGAACGUAGGAUUCAGUUUAUUUGUGAGGUUUGUGGUUCUAUCUUCAAUGAUAAACACACCCUACAAAUGCAUAUUUUACAUCAGCACCAGCAAAACUGGCACUGUGUCAUAUGCAGAAAAGUUUUUCAUAGUCAAGCUAGUUACGAGAAACACCAAUUGUUACAUGCCAAAAAGAGUCCAAUUUUAUGCAAAAUUUGUUGUCAAGUAUUUUUUACUAGGGAGGCACUAACUAAACACAGUAAGAAGCUUCACGCCUCAUCACCGUUUGCUUGAGCAAUGCGUUACAAAGUAACUAGUCAAAAAGCUGUGAUAAUUAAUUCUAUUCGAAUUGCAAUUAAUUUCCAAUUUGUAAGAAAAUUAUGAAUUAAUAUAGAAAUGUUAUUAUUUCUUCUAAAAAAAAAAAUAUCCAAAAUUGGUUUGCUAAUAAACAUAAAAUGAACUUGA
Frankliniella occidentalis (western flower thrips) is the source of this 2252-nucleotide messenger RNA. RefSeq names its product zinc finger protein 813-like. Gene Ontology annotation, biological process: regulation of transcription by RNA polymerase II. The record is from RefSeq and is a predicted model, not a curated record. Lineage: Eukaryota; Metazoa; Arthropoda; Insecta; Thysanoptera; Thripidae. Gene Ontology annotation, molecular function: zinc ion binding; DNA-binding transcription factor activity, RNA polymerase II-specific; RNA polymerase II transcription regulatory region sequence-specific DNA binding. The transcript is spliced from 4 exons. The coding region runs from base 438 to 2081 and encodes 547 amino acids. Gene Ontology annotation, cellular component: nucleus.